This is a messenger RNA of Juglans microcarpa x Juglans regia, 2159 nucleotides long. RefSeq names its product palmitoyl-acyl carrier protein thioesterase, chloroplastic-like. Gene Ontology annotation, biological process: fatty acid biosynthetic process. NCBI's taxonomy places the organism in Eukaryota, Viridiplantae, Streptophyta, Magnoliopsida, Fagales, Juglandaceae. The record is from RefSeq and is a predicted model, not a curated record. The transcript is spliced from 8 exons. Gene Ontology annotation, molecular function: fatty acyl-[ACP] hydrolase activity; acyl carrier activity. Bases 645 to 1862 code for a protein of 405 amino acids.
CCCGACCCAAACCGAAAUCCUGGGCUUGAGUCCAGAAUGCAUGGCUGCUUGCCUGCUUCUACAACCUCUCCUAAUUCUCAGUCUCCAUGGGAGAAGUGGAGAAUAAGCGUUUAUAUGCGGCAGGGCGCUGAAAUCCCAAAAUAAAGCUCCGCCGUCACCGACUAGUGACAACAUUCCAUGGCUCACUGUCAAAUCCCAAAAGCCGCAACUGCAUAUCUCUAAAGUCUAACGCUCUCUUUCCAUCUCUCUCUCUAUUUCUCUCUCUCUCUCUGCACUUACACGCAUGUGUAGCUUCUCUACUCAAUGACCCUCUGCGUGCGAGCUUCUAAAGCUUUAGCCUCUACCACUAUCUCCACUGCUUGGCACCCAUUUGCUCUUAAGAUUGUCUGCUCUCUAUCAAGAAUUCCUUCAACCUGACAAAGCUACGUUAUAAAUAAACAAGUGGCCUUGAACAUCUAUAGAAUCAUAGAUUUGGAGACAAUUCAAGGGGAUAUGUUAUUCCUCCAGAGAGCGCACUACGUACUACGCACUCAGCAGGCAUAUGGAAAUCCCAUGUCUUAAUCCGCCCCCCUGCUGUCUACAAAACCAUUUCAUACCCCAUUUCUCAGUUCCAAGCUCCUCCCAUUUACAACAACAGGAAAGCAAUGGCUCUUUUCUCGUCAUAUCCAGCUUCCUGUCCCAUAAUAAGAUGCUCUUCCAAUAGAGAUAGUCACGAACCAAACAGGCAAAAGCUGAACAACAUCAGAAUUAUUGGUACGUCCUCUGCUAAAGCUGCUGUUGAUCAUAUUCUGAGCCACACGGCUGGAGUCGCAAACACAUUCAAUUCAAUCACUUCUGUUCCGGAAAAUGGGUACAUCCCACAAGAAGAGAUUCGCCAAGAUAUUCCGACGAGGAAGAAAUUGGUGGAUCCUCAUCGUCAAGGUCUGAUCACUCAAGGAGGUGUUGGGUACAGGCAGACUGUUGUCAUUAGGUCCUAUGAAGUUGGUCCUGAUAAAACUGCUACUCUUGAGAGCAUCUUGAAUCUUCUUCAGGAAGCAGCACUAAAUCAUGUAUGGAUGUCUGGUCUUCUGAGCAAUGGAUUUGGUGCCACACACGGAAUGGUAAAGAAUAAUCUCAUAUGGGUUGUCUCGAGGAUGCAGGUUCAGGUGGAUCACUACCCAAUCUGGGGAGAGAUAAUGGAAAUUGACACAUGGGUUGGAGCAUCAGGAAAAAACGGAAUGCGGCGAGAUUGGCUAGUCCGAAGUCAAGUCACAGGCCUUGUUUUUGCACGUGCCACCAGCACCUGGGUGAUGAUGAACCAGCAAACAAGGCGCCUCUCAAAAAUGCCUGAAGAGGUGAGGGCUGAAAUAUCACCCUGGUUCAUAGAGAAGCAAGCAAUCCAUGAAGAUUCUCCCGAGAAAAUCAUUAAGUUGGACAGUAAAGCAAGAUAUAUGAACUCCAACUUGAAGCCCAAGAGAAGUGAUUUGGACAUGAAUCACCAUGUAAACAAUGUGAAAUAUGUAAGAUGGAUGCUUGAGACCAUCCCAGAUGAGAUUUUGGAGUCUCACCAACUAUCCAGCAUCAUUCUUGAAUACAGAAAGGAAUGUGGGAGCUCAGACAAAGUUCAGUCGCUUUGCCAUCCUGACGAUGAUGGAGUUCUGAAAGAUGGAUUGAAACAAACCAAUGACAUUAAUCUACCCAAUGGAUUUUCUCUUGCAUCAGAAAUCCUCGAAAAUAAUGGACUUCUGCACUCCUUUAAGAAAGAACCAUUAAGGUAUACACAUCUCCUGCAAACUCAAGGUGAGCGUGGAAGUGAAGAGAUUGUUAGAGGCAGAACCGCAUGGAAGAAAAAGAUGUCUACCCUGCCUUUCUCCUCUUCGUAAAAACAAAUAAGCCAUCUUAGAGGGUUCUAGAAGCAGUAAAUUCAGACCUCUCAGAGGAGAAAAAAGAGGUUUGUCAAGGAAAAAUCGGAUUACCCCCGUCCCCUGUCCCAGAAAUUUCUAUAUAUGCAUGAAUGUGUUGAUUCACCGAAGCAGGAUGAAGAUCCUAAUAAUCUUGCCCAAGGUGUGAUGCAGAGUACUUCAGUGUACCGCAUCAGUUACCUACAAUCCCAGAUCCAACUGGGUGAGUAGGUGAUUUUAAGUUGUGUGGUGAUGAUUGUAAAGGAAAAGAACAAGAAG